Molecule: messenger RNA, 983 nt
Organism: Oxyura jamaicensis (ruddy duck)
Lineage: Eukaryota; Metazoa; Chordata; Aves; Anseriformes; Anatidae
Product: olfactory receptor 14C36-like
Exons: 1
Biological process (GO): G protein-coupled receptor signaling pathway
Cellular component (GO): membrane
Molecular function (GO): G protein-coupled receptor activity; olfactory receptor activity
Source: RefSeq, a predicted model, not a curated record
GCAACCAUGCAAAGAAGCAGCAAACGUCCAACAGCAGCUUCCCCAAAGAGUUCCUCCUCCUGACAUUCGCAGACACACGGGAGCUGCAGCUCCUGCACUUUGCGCUCUUCCUGGGCAUCUACCUGGCUGCCCUCCUGGGCAAUGGUCUCAUCCUCACAGCCAUAGCCUGCGACCACCGCCUCCACAUCCCCAUGUACUUCUUCCUCUUCAACCUCGCCCUCCUUGACCUGGGUACUAUCACCACCAUUGUCCCCAAAGCCAUGGCCAACUCCCUGUGGGACACCAGCGCCAUUUCCUACGCAGGUUGUGCUGCCCAGGUCUUUAUGUUUGUUGUCUUUCUCACAGCAGAGUUUUCUCUCCUCACCAUCAUGGCCUAUGACCGCUACAUUGCAAUCUGCAAACCCCUGCACUAUGGGACAAUAAUGAACAGCAGAACUUGUGUCUACAUGGCAGCAGCUGCCUGGGGCAGUACUUUGCUCUAUGCUGUGCUGCACACUGCCAAUACCUUUUCCCUCCCCCUCUGCCAUGGCAAUGCUUUGGACCAGUUCUUCUGUGAAAUUCCCCAGAUCCUCAAGCUCUCCUGCUCAGAUGAUUACCUCCAGGAAACUGGGCUUCUUGUGCUUAGUGCUUGUGUAUUAUUUGGGUGUUUUAUUUUCCUUGUUGUGUCCUAUGUGCAGAUCUUCAGGGCUGUGCUGAGGAUCCCCUCACAGCAGGGACGUCACAAAGCCUUUUCCACCUGCCUCCCUCACCUGGCCGUAGUCUCCCUGUUUCUUAGUACUGCCACAUUUGCCUACCUGAAGCCCUCCUCCAUCUCUUCCCCAUUCCUUGAUCUUUUGCUGGCAGUUCUGUAUUCGGUGGUGCCUCCAGCAGUGAACCCCCUCAUCUACAGCAUGAGGAACCAGGAGCUGAAGGAUGGAGUUAGGAAAUUGAUUUCAUGGAUGUUUUUCAGUACUUAUAAAGAUCCCUUCACUCUCCACAAAUGA